AUGUCCAACGAUCCAACCUCCCCCAUCUCGGUCCCACAUGCGGAGAACCGUCGACGUCGUGGGUCCAUCGCCGACAUAUUCUCCAAGCCGAGCAACCCAUCCAAAACCCAGGUUCCAAGCCAGCAAUCCAACCAGCGUCGGCUGUCAAUCAACACGCUGGGCCUCUCUGGUUCUCCCACCCAGGCAUCCGCCUUCGGUGGCAAUAGCAACUUCCGUCGAGGCAGCCUAUCUAGCUCAAUGGGCUCCAACGGUCCAGUCGAAGAUGCUGUCGACGACAAGCAAAUAACAGGAACCUCGCCCAACUCGCAGUUCGGGAGACGCGUCUCCUUUGGUGCACAAGCUCUGCGUGAUUCUCGUGCAGGGAGCAUAGGAAAUGGUAGAAACUGCCCCCCUCCGGCCGGCUCGGCCAUCGUUACCACCCGAUCUUCCGCAAGUACUUCAACCUCGCCUCCGGAUGAGAGAUCUAACGUAUCACGCCGACCCUUAGGCGAAGGCUUUAACUGGUCAGAGGCCCUCCGCUCUCGUGCUGGGCGUGCCCCUUCCUUCGGCGGCCCCGUCUCCCCACAUCGUUCCAAUGGUAACCACCAGCGUGCCGCUUCCAUCGCAUCUAUGGAGCAGCCUAGCCGGGAAAUUCCCCGUCAGCCUAAGCAGAAUAAGCCGGAUUUCUUCCAGGAGAAGAUCUUGAGGGGUGACUUUAUGGAUUAG
Penicillium psychrosexuale is the source of this 705-nucleotide messenger RNA. RefSeq lists its product as uncharacterized. Lineage: Eukaryota; Fungi; Ascomycota; Eurotiomycetes; Eurotiales; Aspergillaceae. The transcript has a single exon. The record is from RefSeq and is a predicted model, not a curated record. Bases 1 to 705 code for a protein of 234 amino acids.